CCUUUAGACUGGAGGCUGAGCUGGCACCGCAAUUAAGGAAGCUUCAGUGACCGGGGAAAAUGGCUGAGUACUUGAGGCUAUCCAACUCCCUGGUGCUCAUCCGCUUGCAAAACCCGCCUGUCAAUGAGCUCAGUGUGGCUGUACUCCAUGGAAUAAAAGAAGGUCUACAGAAAGCUAUGUCAGACCAUACAAUAAAAGCCAUUGUAAUUUCUGGAUCCGGUGGAAAAUUCUCUGCAGGUGCUGAUAUCCGUAACUUCAGCAAUCCUGGCUACUCUGGCAUCAGAUUGGGAAGUGUAGUAGAUGAACUACAGAGAACUAAGAAGCCUGUGGUGGCAGCUAUUGAAGGCGUGGCUUUAGGAGGGGGACUGGAGCUGGCCUUGGGCUGUCACUAUAGAGUUGCACAUGCAGAGACUGAGAUUGGUUUCCCAGAAGUCACUCUGGGAGUCCUUCCUGCUGCAAGAGGAACCCAGCUUCUCCCCAGACUUAUUGGACUUCCUGCUGCACUUGACUUGAUAACCUCAGGAAGGCAUAUUUUGGCAGGUGAAGCACUCAAGAUGGGCAUUGUGGAUAAAGUGGUGAACUCAGAUGUGCUUGAAGAAGCAAUCCAAUUUGCCCAGCAAAUUGUUGAUAAACCUGUGGAACCACGCAGAAUCUUGAACAAGACAGUUCCGAGCUUGCCCAACAUGGACGCCAUUUUCACUGAGGCCUUUGCCAAGAUGCGGAAGCAGUACCCUGGCAUUCUCGCUCCGGAGACCUGUGUCCAUGCAGUGCAGGCCUCUGUGAAGUAUCCCUAUGAAGUGGGCAUCAAGGAGGAAGAAAAGUUGUUUCAGUACCUUUUUCAGUCAGGGCAAGCUACAGCCCUGCAGUAUGCUUUCUCUGCAGAAAGGAGUAUAGAUAAGGCAUCAAUCCCCUCUGUCACAUCCUGGAAAACAGCUUCAGGGAGACCCAUCUCUUCAGUUGGUGUUCUUGGUUUGGGAACAAUGGGUCGAGGUAUUACCAGUUGCUUUGUAAUAGCCCAGAUCCCUGUGAUUGCUGUAGAAUCAGACCAAAAGCAACUAGAAGCUGCAAAGAAGGCAAUAGCUUCCAUCUUGCAAAAUCAAGCAUCCACAUUGCAGCAGAGUGGCAAAGCUUGGUCAGCACCAAAACUCACCUUCACUUCCUCUAUAAAGGAGCUGGCUGGUGUGGAUUUAGUCGUGGAGGCAGUAUUUGAGGACAUGAACCUGAAGAAGCAGGUCUUUGCGGAACUGUCAGCUGUGUGCAAGCCUGAAGCACUUCUGUGCACCAAUACUUCAGUCCUGGAUGUGGACGAGAUUGCUUCUGCCACAGAUCGUCCACAGUUGGUGAUUGGCACCCACUUCUUUACACCAGCUCAUAUGAUGAGGUUGUUGGAGGUUAUUCCCAGUCGCUACUCUUCCUCUACCACUAUUGCCACUGUUAUGGAUCUAUCAAAAAAGAUUAAGAAGAUUGGGGUAGUUGUAGGCAACUGUUAUGGUUUUGUUGGAAACAGAAUGUUGGCUCCGUUUUUCGACCAGGCAUAUUUCUUGUUAGAAGAUGGAAGUAAGCCAGAGGACAUAGACGGAGUGCUAGAAGAGUUUGGUUUUAAUAUAGGGCCCUUUAAAAUGGGUGACCUUGCGGGGUUGGAUGUGGGCUGGAAAGUUCGCAAAGGACAAGGGCUCACUGGACCUGCAUUGCCUCCAGGGACCCCUGCCCGCAAGAGGGGCAAUGCAAGAUACUGCCCAAUUGCUGAUAUGCUGUGUGAAUCAGGAAGAUUUGGCCGGAAGACAGGCAAGGGCUGGUAUCUCUAUGACAAGCCACUAGGUAGGAUUCGUAAACCUGAUCCCUGGCUUUCCAAGUUUCUGUCUCAGUACAGAGAAACCUAUCACAUUGAGCCACGUGUGAUUAGGCAGGAUGAGAUCCUUGAGCGCUGCUUGUAUGUGCUGAUCAAUGAAGCCUUCCGUAUCUUGGGAGAAGGCAUGGCUGCCAGCCCAGAGCACAUCGAUGUUAUCUACUUGCAUGGGUAUGGGUGGCCAAGGCACCGGGGUGGACCCAUGUACUAUGCUUCCACGGUGGGACUGCCCACAGUUCUAGAGAAGUUGCAGAAGUAUCACAGGCAGAACCCUGAUAUUCCCCAGCUGGAGCCCAGCGACUACCUAAGAAAGCUGGCUGCCCAGGGAAACCCUCCUCUGAAAGAAUGGCAAAGCUUAGCAGGGCCUCCCAGCAGCAAACUGUGAUUGAGCCAGUGGUUUGCGCUCACAUGCUGGCUUCCAGGAAAACUCAGUUUCAGUGAGAUGAAAUCUCAGGAUCCAAAGUAAGAAUGCUCUGAAAUAUGAAGAUAAUCAGCAAUAAUAAUAUAAUCAUUCAUUAAAGCUCCUUUGGAUUUCUUCCUGAUGAUUAUGGUGGGUACAAUGUGAUGAAAUGUGCUUCCUAUCCUCUUAAUGUGCUCAUGUCAGAUAACUUUAAGGACUAAACUCAUGUGCAUACAAUAGCACAUUAUUUCAUAAGAGAGCUUGAAGAAGAAGUACACUGGUGAAUGGGAAAAUGAAUAAUCAAUUAAUAGAUGAUCAAUUUGACUAAGUUAUAAAAUCAUUUUGACCCCUAGAUCCUCAGGAUAGAGAAGUCUUUGGAGCCACAUUCAUGCACACCCUCUGAGCACUCCUGACACAACCAGAGUCCACAGAGGCAUUUGUCCAACAUGAAAGCAGCAGUGUUGUGUCCAGUGGAGAUGGCUGUCAGCAGCAGUCAGCAGUGAGGGUCUGCCUGAGGGCAUGGAAGGCUGCCCAAAGACAGGUUGAAACCUGAAAAGGUGAAAGAGGAAUUGGUGAGGCAUUCAGAGACUUCAGGCCAAAGUGCAACUCAAGAGGAGCUUGACUGCCCGUGUGGCACACAUCUUCUGUCUAAGGCCAAAGCAUAUGUGUGCAGUUGUGCUUCUGCUUGCUGGCUUCUUGGUAAUAGUUCUUGCUCCAUGUUCCCAGUCAGGGAAUGUUCACCACCAGCCCUAGUCUUUAUGGUCAUUACUUUUCAUUACCGGUCAAAGGGAAGGAAUACAAAGUAGUAUUCACUUUGUGUAGAAAGGGACUUAGAGAAUGUCUAGUCUUCGAGGAUUUCUAAAUUCUGCGAUGGAGUAGAGGUGCCUGUUUCUUGGUCAUGACAAGCCUUGGUGAGUUGGUGUGUGGAAGUGCUUGAAUCUUGAAACAUCUGAGAUGAUUACAAAGCAGAUACUGCAGAGUUUAUGUCUUUUACUAAAAGUUUCUCUUUUGGAUUUUUCCAAUGUGAUUAAAAGUUAGUGGACUGGUCAAUAGGAAAACUUGCAUCCUCAAAUGUUAAUAGCAGAAUUACAGUAGUCUGAAAUUGGAAACAUCACAAUUAUGUAUUAACUGAUUAGUUGAUAAAUAAUGAGUUAUAUCCACAUAGUGGAAACUUAUUUAGUCAUGAAGUACUGCUGUACGCUAUUUGAUAAUCCUAGAAAACAUUAUGUUAAGUGAAAGUAUUCACUCAACACAUAUUUAUAGCCCUUUAUGUGAAAUGUUCAGAGGAGAUAAAUCUGUAAGUAGCAAAUGGUAUAUUUGUUACUACCUGGGACUAGAAUUUUGUGGAAAAAUUGAAUUGAGAGUGACUGCUAAAGGGUAUAGAAUUUCUUUUGGGUUUUAUGAAAAUGUUCUGCUGUGGUUGUGGUCAUGAUUGUAUACAUAGCAUAUACAAAUAAAACUCUUAAUUUUGUAUAAUUUAAGGGGGUGAAUUAUUUGGUGUUUGAAUUAUAUGUGAAUAAAAUUAUUAGUAAAACAUGAA
Dipodomys ordii (Ord's kangaroo rat) is the source of this 3786-nucleotide messenger RNA. RefSeq names its product peroxisomal bifunctional enzyme-like. Gene Ontology annotation, molecular function: (3S)-3-hydroxyacyl-CoA dehydrogenase (NAD+) activity; NAD+ binding. Gene Ontology annotation, biological process: fatty acid beta-oxidation. Lineage: Eukaryota; Metazoa; Chordata; Mammalia; Rodentia; Heteromyidae. Bases 60 to 2231 code for a protein of 723 amino acids. The record is from RefSeq and is a predicted model, not a curated record. The transcript is spliced from 7 exons. Gene Ontology annotation, cellular component: peroxisome.